ACACGCUUGGAACUUGAGUGAACUGUUGGACCAAGAGGCAUGGGGUGCUACGGUGCUACGUUAGUUUUGAUCCACCAACAAACUACAGACCAACAGGCUGUCUCUAAUUUAGAAACAUAUCUAAACAGUAGAGUGAGCCAUUGACCUUGAUGGCGGAAUCCGUCAGGACUGAAUCCUAGUUGGACUACUUUUUUGCAUCUGGUGGCUAACGAUCUGUCUGUUGAUGAUGAACCUCAUGAGAUGUAACAUUCACACAGUGUUCGAGGGGACAGCAAGGAGAACUAUUUAUCUGGACUAAGUGAAUAGCUCCCUCUUGGAAAAGUGUGAAACAUGCCCUUGCCAUUUGGCUUAAAACUCAAAAGGACUCGAAGGUAUACUGUUUCAAGCAAGAGCUGUCUUGUCACUCGGAUCCAGCUGCUCAAUGGAGAGUUUGUUGAGUUUACACUUUCAGUGGAGAGCACCGGGCAGGAAUGUUUGGAAGCAGUUGCUCAGAGACUUGAGUUAAGAGAGAUAACAUUCUUCAGCUUGUGGUACUUCAACAAGCAGAACCAGCAGAGAUGGAUCGACUUGGAAAAGCCGCUGAAAAAGCAGCUAGACAAGUAUGGGCUAGAGCCCACCGUUUACUUUGGAGUCGUGUUUUACAUACCCAGUGUCAACCAACUGCAACAGGAGAUCACAAGAUAUCAGUAUUACCUACAGAUGAAGAAGGAUUUUACGGAGGGCAGGAUCUCUUGCUUACCAGAACAAGCUAUUCGUUUAGCUAGCCUGGCAGUGCAAGCUGACUUUGGAGACUUCAAUCGAUAUGAUUCCCAGGAUUUCCUCCAGAAGCUUGCGUUGUUCCCUAUUGACUGGAUCCAGGAUGAGCGUGUGCUUGAAGAGGCCACUCAGAAAGUGGCUCUUCUGUAUCAGUCCUACAGGGGUUUAUCAGCUCCAGAGGCAGAGAUGUUGUACAUGCAGGAGGUGGAGAAAAUGGAAGGCUAUGGUCAGGAGAGCUAUCAAGCCAAGGACAGUACAGGCACAGAUGUUUCCAUGGGGUCGUGCCUCGAUGGCAUCUUUGUCAAGCAUAAAAAUGGCAGGCCGCUUCUUUUAUUUAGGUGGAAUGAAAUUAACAACAUGAGUCAUAACAGGUCCUUCUUUGUCCUGGAGCUCACCAACAGAGAGGAGAGUGUCCAGUUCCAGACAGAAGACAUGGAAACCUCCAAAUACGUGUGCCGGAUGUGUCUGGCCAGACUCAAGUUUUAUAAGAUAAACAAGAGUAGCCUAGAGGAGUGUGACCCCCUGCCUUCUGAGGGCUCCCAGAAGUCCCUUCUCACUCUAUCCUUUCCUCGCUUUCCAAUGCUCUCUCGUCCCUCUCUGCCUUCUAAUAAGGGCCAAACCCAGCCUGUCGUUGUGAACCCAGUCAGACGGAGAUCCUCUACUAGAAUUACUCUGCCAAAGCCUCAGGCAUACAUGAUGCCCCCUCCACAAAUGCACUACAAUGGUCAUUUCACAGAGCCUUACACAUCAUCACAAGACAACCUGUACAAUCAGAACGGUUAUUACUACCACUCUCAAACCAGCCUGGACUGCUCCCCUCUGGAAUACAGCAGCGGGGGGCGGUUACGUAACGGCAGUGUGUACAGCGCCCACAGCACCAGCUCUCUCACUAAUCCCCAGCACUACCUCCAGCCCUCACCCAUGUCCUCCAACCCCUCCAUCACCAGCGACAUCACCAGGCCCGACUAUGUCCCCUCGCAUCGCCACAGCGCGCUCAUCCCCCCGUCCUACCGCGCCACCCCGGAUUACGAGACAGUGAUGCGUCAGAAGAACCGCGGAGCAGGAUUUGGGAUGCUUUCGUCUCAAGACCACCGGCAGAGCCACUCCAUGAGGAACCUGAACAUUGGUAACUCGUACGCCUACAGCAGACCGGACCCUCUAGUUUACAGCCAGCCAGAGAUCAGAGGAGAGCACGGCGGAGCAGCCCCCCACCAUCACUAUCCCUUCCACCUGGGCUCCAGCUUCCACAGCCCCUCUCCUUACCCCUAUCCCACAGAGAGAAGGCCCGUAGUGGGGGCGGUCAGUGUCCCGGAGCUCACUAAUGUCCAGCUGCAACAGGCACAGGAGUACCCCGCCCCUAACAUCAUGAGAACACAUGUGUACCGACCACCUCCCCCCUACCCGUACGCCCAUCCCCGGCCCGCUAACAGCACCCCUGACCUGUCGCGUCACCUCUACGUCAGCAGCAGCAACCCAGACCUGAUCAUCACCAGGCGUGUGCACCACUCGGUCCAGACCUUCCAGGAGGACAGCCUACCGGUAGCCCACUCCUUACAAGAGGUGUCGGAGCCUCUUUUCAGCGGACCCCCACAGAGACACCCUUACCACACUCAGAAGCGGAACUCCAUUGAGAUCGCUGGAUUAGCACACAGUCUGGAGGGGAUGAGGGUGAAGGAGCGCACCGUGUCUUCCUCGGCCGCCGAAACCGUCACGCCCCCUCCCCCCCUGCGAGGCGGUCGCUCUCAAGGAUCUCAUCUCAACGUGUAUUUGGAACGCAUAAAGACGGACGACAGGGGCGACAUUAAGGAGGACGUACAGUACGGACACAAGAAGUCCCUUUCCGACGCCACCAUGCUGGUUCACAGCAGUGGGGAAGAGGAGGAGUUCGAGGAGGACAGUGGACGCCACACUCCUCUUUCCCAGGAUGCACUAGAAGCUGUUCCCGUGCAGCCGCCCCAACAGCACAACAGUUUGACACCUCUGUCGCUCCUUCAGCAGCAAACUCCCUCAGAGCCGCCUCCUGCAUAUCCCAUCGGCUCCUCUCUGGACCCCUCUAUAACCAGCUCCUUGACUUACAACGUUCACCCCCAGAGCCAGGAGGGCGAGCCUCUCUACCUGCUGUCAGAUUUACGACAGCCCAGAAUAAUGCCCUCUGUGUCUGAGGGGGACCUGAGUGGCCAGGCUAAGCAGAAGACUAAAAAAGACUUCAAGAAGAGGCCUGUGUCUGAUGUGCCUGCCGGGAAGAAAACAGUGGAAGGGUUGCCCCCUCCGGGCAUGAAGAAAGGAGCCAGGUCAGAGUUCAAGAAGAGGGGCCCAAUGAAAGAGGCUUAUCUAAACGGCCUGUCGGUGUCGAGGCAGCCGAUGCACGAAGAGGUGAAGGAUGAGCCUGAGAGAGCAUCCAAUGAAGAGAGGUGUAAGGUUCUGGAGCAGCAUAUGGAGAGAGGAGAGAUGCUGAAGGAGUACGACAGCAUCCCGAAGCGCCGCCCGGGGGGGGGGUGCUCCAUCGCCCAGCUGCCGGAGAGCGGAGACAAGAACCGCUUCCAGGACGUCAUGCCGUACGAUGACACCCGAGUGGAGCUGGUUCCCACUAAAGAGAACAACACGGGAUACAUCAACGCAUCACAUGUUAGAAUAACGGUGAAUGGGCAGGAGUGGAGCUACAUAGCGACGCAGGGUCCGAUGUCCAACACAUGUCCGGACUUCUGGCAGAUGGUGUGGGAACAGGGUGUCUCCAUCAUCGCCAUGGUCACCGCUGAAGAGGAGAGCGGCCGAGAAAAGAGUUUCCGUUAUUGGCCGCGCCUCGGCUCUCGUCACAACACGGUGACGUACGGCCGCUUCAAGAUCACAACGCGCUUCCGCACAGAGUCCGGCUGCUACGCCACCACCGGGCUGAAGAUCAAACACCUGCUGACGGGCCAGGAGAGGACCGUCUGGCACCUGCAGUACACGGACUGGCCCGACCACGGCUGCCCCGAGGACUUCAAAGGCUUCCUCACGUACCUGGAGGAGAUCCAGUCUGUGAGGAGACACACCAACAGCAUCAGUGAGCCAAAGAACACCAACCUGCCGGUGCUGGUGCACUGCAGCGCGGGGGUGGGCCGCACCGGGGUGGUCAUCCUGUCUGAGGUCAUGAUCGCCUGUCUGGAGCACAACGAGGCGCUGGAUGUCCCAAAGUUCCUGUUGAAGCUUCGUCAGCAGAGGAUGAUGAUGGUCCAGACCUUCUCUCAGUACACCUUCAUCUACAAGGUCAUCAUCCAGUACCUCCGCAACUCCAGGCUCAUAUGAGUGUGUGUUCAACCCUCAGCACACACCACCACCAUCACAGGUUAUUGAAGGGUGGAGUCUGCCCCAGGUUUAUGCCAAACUGCACUGUGAUGAUGAUGAUGAUGAUGAAGCAGCAGCUGUAUGAAACUGCUCACUGUAGCGCUCUGAGGACUCUGAUUGGUCAAGUAUUAAAGUCAGGCGUCUGAAGGAAGGAUGUGUGGAUACACAAACAGGAAGCGAUGCCACAUGAAGGAGCAUAAAGACUUACGACCUGCCUCUAAACAGUAUUAUAUAUAUUAUUUUUUACAUACAAUAUUGCUUAAUAAAGCCCAGCACUUUUACAGUACUUAGCUGUACACGAUGAACCAAUGUUAAGCUGCAUUCUGAAACUCUUUAGGAUAGAUGGGUUUCAAUGAAGAAGAACAUUGGUUCUGAUAAUGAAGGACGUUUCUGUAGUCAUGAAGUGGAUAAAGAGCUAAAGUAUCAUGUGACUCAUAUAAAGGUUUAUUACAGAGCCCAGAUCAGGUGGAUUUGAACUUCAUCAUUGGCCUGUGGUGGCACAAAGGUUUUGUACCUGCAUUUAAUUUAAUAGGAACAUAGGGUGACAUGAUACAGAAGGAUACCGUACAGCCGGAUUCGGUAAAAAACGUUUACCCACCAAACGUUAUCAAAACACAACAGGAACCAUCUCCUAUCCUCAAAGAUGGGAGAUGGUGGAUUGAUGGGUUUGAGAAGCAGGUGCGAGGCAAAAGUCAAAUUGGAUAAAUCAUUUUGUACUGUUCAUUAUUUUUUUACAAUGAGAAAUCCGAGUGCUGUAUUUUAGCCAGAUCAAGAUACUUUAAGAUGUUAUUACAAGACAAAGUGCCUACAUAUCUGCGUUUAAAAAGGACUAUUAUUGCAUCAUAAGAAGGAAAUGUAUUAGUUUUCUUACUCAGUGUAAUUUAAUGCUUGUUUGAUUGCAGUGAUGUUUUUGUACCGCCAAUCAAUACAUUUUAGGGACAGAAAUGGCAAACUAUGAUCAUAAUAAUCAUUUAAUUUGGUUCAACCCUUCAGUAGUGACAUUUUUGCCAUCGUUAAAUACAUAGAAAUGGAGCAGUGGGGCCAUUUGACAGUAUUGAGAAACAACAGUGCUCAGUGACACUUUGACAUCCUGACUAUCUUUAUUUUUAUUAUUCCUGCUGUUACAAUAGCAUCCUGACUUUUAGUGAACACUUUCCUUUCCUGCUCGAGCUACAGAGCGUAUUUAAAGCCAAUUAUGAAUUCACCUGUCCAGGAACAAUGCGUACAGGCGAAGUUUACAUAAAGUCAAACUACUUUUUAGAAAUAUGUUUGCCUUUAUUAUCAAUGCAAGACAACAAUUUAAUUUAUAAUGUGGCCAAAGUGAUUUUUAACCCCUUAUUUGUCUUACCUUGUUGUGGGUGUCAGACGCGUGGGCAGUGAUCUAACUUAACUGGAGGAAACUCAUCUGAACUGAAGUUGAGAUGAGUUAAACUGGAUCUUUUUAAACACCCGUAUGAAUUUGCUUCAGGUUUUUGGUUUGAAGAUACUGAAUGAGUCUUAGUGUGGAGGAGACUGAAGAGUGAUUUUGGAUGCCAAGGUGUAACUGUUGUCCAUGUACAGGUCUGUUGUUCAUAAUGUACAAUUCUGCUUUUAUGAAUAUUGGUUAUUGUACAAACUGUAUAAACUAUCUAUUGAACAAGAAAUGGUAUGCCAUUGGAAAAAAGUGUAGAAAAUCUUUUCAGCCAAGAAUAAAUAUUUGGAAAUA
This is a messenger RNA of Gymnodraco acuticeps, 5785 nucleotides long. RefSeq names its product protein tyrosine phosphatase non-receptor type 21 (gene ptpn21). The record is from RefSeq and is a predicted model, not a curated record. Gene Ontology annotation, biological process: protein dephosphorylation. Lineage: Eukaryota; Metazoa; Chordata; Actinopteri; Perciformes; Bathydraconidae. The transcript is spliced from 20 exons. Bases 331 to 4041 code for a protein of 1236 amino acids. Gene Ontology annotation, molecular function: protein tyrosine phosphatase activity. Gene Ontology annotation, cellular component: cytoskeleton.